GGACUUGCGAGAUUAGUUGGGUCAUUAUUUUUGAAGGUUGCCAUUUUUACGCUGAAUAUAUCCGUGAGUGAUGAUUUUGGGCGUGAUCGGAGCACUCGAAAGUGUUUUUAGAUAGUUCGCUACAGAUGAUUUGUCUUAUGUGCAGUGUAUCAGUGAUAUCGUCUACUUCGUACUCCGAGAAGUUACUCGCAAAUCGUUCGUGAGUAACACGGUGAUGUGUGGUGGUUUCAGGUAGAGAUGCAAGUAGUGGUGUCGUUACGGUCGAGAUAAUAUCAGUGCGGUUGCGGUUGUGAGGACAGUGAUGAUGCCGGGGCAGUGAGCGAGCAGCGCGGCACCACGGCUUCCUCAGUGGCGGGUGGCGCGCGGGGAGCCGAGUCUCCUUCGCAGGCCAACCAGGACACCGUGGACAACGCCACACCCACCUGCUGGUGGGCGACGUUGUCGGCGAUGGGGUGCUUCGGAUCCCCGGGCGACAAGAGCAGUGAGGGCGAAGACCUCAAGUCGCAGAAGCGCCGCAGCGAUGCCAUCACAAGGCAGUUGCAGAAGGACAAGCAGCUGUACCGCGCGACUCACCGGCUCCUGCUGCUCGGCGCCGGUGAGUCCGGCAAGUCGACCAUCGUCAAGCAGAUGCGAAUCUUGCACGUAAACGGCUUCUCCGACAAGGAGCGUCGCGAGAAAAUUGAGGAUAUCAAGAAAAACAUUCGUGACGCUAUACUUACAAUCACCGGAGCGAUGAGCACGCUGACGCCGCCAAUUCCUCUCGAGAAACCGGAGAACAAGGCGCGGGUCGAUUAUAUACAGGACGUGGCGUCACAACCUGACUUCGACUACCCGCCGGAGUUCUACGAGCAUACGGAACAUCUGUGGAAAGACCAGGGCGUGCAACGCACAUAUGAACGCAGUAACGAGUACCAACUUAUCGACUGUGCCAAGUACUUCCUGGACCAGGUGCAUAUAAUCAAGCAGCCGGACUACACGCCCACGGAGCAGGACAUCCUGCGCUGUCGUGUUCUCACCUCAGGGAUUUUCGAGACGCAGUUUGUCGUCGACAAAGUCAAUUUCCAUAUGUUCGAUGUGGGCGGGCAGAGGGACGAGCGACGCAAGUGGAUCCAGUGCUUCAACGACGUGACCGCCAUCAUCUUCGUGACGGCCUGCUCGUCCUACAACAUGGUGUUGCGCGAGGACCCCACGCAGAACCGUCUCAGAGAGUCGCUCGACCUCUUCAAAAGCAUAUGGAACAACAGAUGGCUGCGCACGAUAUCAGUGAUCCUGUUUCUGAACAAGCAGGACUUGCUCGCGGAGAAGGUGCUCGCGGGCAAGUCCCGGCUGGAGGAGUACUUCGCGGAGUUCGCGCGCUACCAGACGCCGCCCGACGCGCUGCCCGACGCCAGGGACCACCCCGAAGUGGCGCGCGCCAAGUACUUCAUCCGCGACGAGUUCCUCCGCAUUAGCACGGCGAGCGGCGAGGGCAAGCACUACUGCUACCCGCACUUCACGUGCGCCGUGGACACGGAGAACAUAAAGCGCGUGUUCAACGACUGCCGCGACAUCAUCCAGCGCAUGCACCUGCGCCAGUACGAGCUGCUCUAACCGCACGCACCACCGAAAAGUGAAGAGAAGAGCAAAGUUAACGCUGACGCCGGCUCCAUACCGGCGCGCGAUAGCCUCUCCACCGAAAGACACCAAUGUACGAACACGGCACAGCAAUAUUUACACUCGGAUUAUAUUAUUAUUGUAUACACUGCAUGUUUACAUACAACGGUGUUUUAGUAUAAACGCUCCGCAUUCUAAUGCGCGGUCAGUGUCACUGUGAUUUCCCUCUCAUGUCGUUCGCAUGGUGUUUCCGAACGGUCCAGCCCGCGCGACAACUUUUUACCGAUUUUGAAUUCACAAUGUGUCUGUAAUGAGGAUACGACUUGCCAUGGAACGGUUGUUUUCAUUUAAUCAAUGGAGUAAUAUCGUGUGACAGUGACGGUUAUAAUCGAUUUGACCCAAUUGGUUAUUAUUUCUAAGCAAUUGUUAGGCUUCAUUGCACGGGUUACUAUGUUUUGAUAAUUUUCACAUAAAAAAAAUAUGUAUUUGGUAAUACUAGAUAUUUUAUUAGAUUUAUCCUAAUAAUUAAUUUAUUAAUAAAUUUAAAAAAGUCUUGACUAAAAAUUUAAAUUUUUAAUGCAUUCAAAAUUCGUUUACUCAAAUAUUUGGUAUAUAAAAACAAUAUUUCUUUUUUAGAAUGUUGUACAAGUUGUAGAUAAUUAUUAUAAUACUUCAAAAUUAUGUCAUUUAAGCUUAUAAGAGGGUUUAAAUUUGGAACAUGAUCGGAAAAUUGUCUUGCCGGGAUAUAUACCGUUAUUUAUAUUAAGGAUCAUUGGUGUGCAGUGGUUGGAGGCUAGUUAUGGUAUUGUUUUAUUCUCUUUAGAUCGAGCACAAGAUUUAAAAUUGUAUUAAAGUCUAUUUCAAGUUACGUUUAUGUACUUUAAUAAUUUUUUAACCUAAUGCAUAUCACUUACCCUAAAUGUGUGCAAGCGUGUAUGCUCAAAAUAGCCAAAUUUAGAUUUUUUUUUUGGUUUUUAAAAUAUAUUUCUACAUACAUUUUCAUAGAUUUAUAUAGCGUUUUAGCUUGUUUUCAACUAUAUUUUAUAUUAUUUUUGCAAAGAUUGUUAUGUCUGUAUAUUUUUGAUUACAGAAAUAUUUUUUCUACACUAUACUUUUCUCGAAAAUCACAUAAUUACUAUAUGAUGUGAUUAAUAAGUUUCCUAUUGUUUUUUUUUGUUCUAUUGUUAGUUUUAAGUUAUGUUUUAAUUUUAUGGAUGUACGUCUUCCAAUGUUUCAAUAGUUUCUUUUGUAAUAUUAACAAAACGUUUUAUUGAAUGACUUAUGUUUUAGCAGCUAUUUACUUGUAGGGCGAACCUUUUUGACUAAAAACUAUAACAGAUAGCAAAGGCUUGGCUGUAGGUUAAACUUAGUUAUUUAAAUGUUAUUAAGUGUACGGAGCUUUUAGAGUAAUUUUAAGGUCCAAAGAUUGAAGCUACGCCGCCGUAUGUGAUGCGGGCCAUAUGAGGGAAUAUCACAUUUAGCAGUAUUUCAUUAUUAUUUUUUUGAAUAAAAAUGUAUUUUUUCGGAUUAUCGCUCUAAUUAUAUAUCUUUCUACCGCUUAUUUUAAGGUGAGUUAGCGUUAAGUACAAAUGUAACUAACAGAAUCGCUCUAACAUAAUUAUUAAACAUUUUGUUUAUAAGAAUGGUUUAUGUACUUACCUUUGUGUAAAAUGCUUACAAAUCAAGAGAUUUAUUAAAUUAAUAUAUUUGCGUUUUGUUAUUUAGUUUUUUGAAUCUGGUGAAGUUUGUCAUUUAUUUCUGUAUUUUUUUAUAUAUAUAUAUAUAUAAAAUUAAAAUGAAUGUCAAAUUGUCAUUGUUAUCGGUAGACAAAUAUUUAUGUAUUGGACAUAAUUUUAUUAAAUAAAAUAUUUAGUAUCAAUUUAUAAUUAUACUUUACAAACAUUCUAAUAUCUCCUGUUACUAUUUUAUAUUAAGGCAGCAACAUUUUUGACAUUUGUAAUUUUUGUCGUGUCUAAAAAAUUAUAUCAAAUUGGAGCAAAGGAAAUAAUUAUUAUUACUAUUAACUAGUAGUUAUGUGUCAGACAACCCUAUGUCCUCGGUAAAAAUGAUUUCAUGGCGUAAAGCGAAUAUUGUUAUAUUAUUAUUUAGCUUAAAACCGUGUAUGGUCCUUAAUAUAAGAAUGUCGAAGUCGGGAGUCUAAUUGCGUAAUGUGCCAUAUUGAAGUGUUGCCGGCGGAAACACCAUACUUCUAAUGUUACCAUGUAAUAUACUGACCCACAAACUACUCAUGUGUCAUUACAAGCAAGCUAAAAUAUUUCUCAUCGUAACUUAUAAAACCCAACCGCUAUUUUGAGUUCUUUAUCGUAACACUUUAUCGUUAUUUUUUAAAUAUAUAUAAAUUAAUGAAAUUGUAUUUUUCUUUUCGUAUUAUUCGUUAAGUUUUAAUUUUAAUGUAAGUAGGCGAAGUAUCAAAUUGUAGAUGCCUGUAGAGGUCGCCCUUUAUUCUUAAUUCUUUCGUCUUGUUUAUUAUUUCGAGUAUAAUAAUUUUUAAAAUCACAAAUUCUAGAUUUAACUCUACGCUAAGCCAAAAAUAAUAACUGAAAUUUUCCUCCACACUACCAUGAGGACGAAAAUGCUAAAACAUAAAUAGAUUUUUUUUACAACAAUUAAUCCGGCCAAGUUUAAUUUUAUGCAUUGUAUCUUGUUCGUGCCUAACAUUAUUUGUAGGUUUACAAUCGGCACGAUACAACUUUCAUCAACUUUAUUACCUUUGGGUUUGUGUAAAUUGAUUUUAGUAAAAUUAUUUUCCUUAUCAUCGUUAGUCUGUUAACUUUUUAUAGGCAGCUAUAUUAAUCUUUAGUGAAAUAUCGGGCGAUCUCUCAGCAUCGCUCGGCCCAACAUAGAAUUUACUUUGUUACAUUAACACGGCAUCUUAAAUACUUACGUGUAACUUAAAAAGUAAAAAACUAUUUGGUAGCUAUUUAAGUAAGAUUUAGCAUAACGCGAUAACGAAGUGAAAUACAAAAGUUACAAAAUAUAUAUAUUAUAUAUUUAUAUGAAUGUAGACUGCUAAAGUUUGGAGGUUUUUUUUCAUCCUUGCAGCUCUAUUGUUUAGUUUUGGUCGGAUGCAAAUUAUGUUUUCUUAGACGCGGAUUAUUUGACUAAGUUGAAAAAGUAUUCUCGUGUUAACUAUUGUGUUGCCAAUAUUAAGAUAUUAUCAUUCUAAUCAUGUCUGUGCCCUUGGAAAGCGUGUGCGAUCUCCUAUAAGACGAAGCCGUAGCUUGAACUAAUGCAACUUGGCGCGAUUUUUGAAUAAUAUCUACUCUUGUUUUUGUUCAUGGACACAAGUGUUGCUGAAUGCACAAAUUUGUGUGUUUAAUUAUAUGAAUCCACGAUUAAUUUUAUUAUAUAGUUGCGAUAUUCAACUAAAGAAAAUAACAUCCUGUCAAGAAAUCCGCGUGUAACCGUAGAAACAUGCUGCCAGCGAAUUAAUUCAUAGGCGCCCAUUUGAAUUAUGGUAAAGAGCAUAUAUUACACAGUGAAUUUACAUAAAGCCUUGUUUAAAAUUUGUAAGAACUGUGGCAUUCUUCGUGCGAAUCUCAUUGCAGCGUACAAACGCAUGACGCCGUAUGCACUUAUUUUUGAAACCAAGUUUUUAGCGUAUCCUAACAAAAAUUGCUUACGUAUUUUUUUUUAAAAGCGGCAUCGUGCGCUUGUUCUAUACAUUAUAAUAAAUUAUUGUGUUAUUUAUUUCCGCAAACGGGGUCGAGUGACAUGUGUAUUGCUAGCCGGUCCCCGCUGUCCUCGUACAAUAUAAGAAAUCGCAAUAACAAGUGAGUCAUGUAAUAUGUAUAAAGUAGUAUAUAGCAUAUUUUCUAUGUUUUUCGAUAUUUAGAUAAAAUACUGCCAGUGUCGAUGUCAAAUAAUGGAAACUAUUAUGUAAACAAUGUAGUUAUUUCUCGAUUUCGGUGUACGGGAGCGAUAAGCAAUCCGACGGUACAUUUAAUUUCGACAUCUUCGAAACAGGACCUUUGGAUAGCGUAGUGUCGUACUUUAGUUGUUUCGCGUGAUCAGAUCCUUGACUAGUAGGUAAUGUAACGUCCGUUGCCAAUAACCAAAUAGUAUUGAACAAUUCCUCCUUUUUUAAUACAUCUUCAUAGUAGAUAAGUGAAUGUACUUGCGCACAAUACGUAUGUGAGGACGGUGACGAGUAACUUUCGUUUGUAACUCAUUUCAAAGUGCAGAACAACUGCAAAUAUUUUUGGUAAUAUUUUAUCUGUGUUAGGCCGCGAGCCCGCGCUGUCAAGCCGUGACUUCCCGCUCUAGAUACUACAGUGGUGGCAUUUAACUAGAGCGCUUAGUUUAUUUUCUAUAGAGGCACAAAAAGUAUUUUCUCUCAAUUUUUCUGUAGUACUUCGGUUUAAUAGGCAUAUUUUGUAUUAGCAUUUCUCGGACACUUUGUUUAGACGCCGUAUUCGAGGUAAGCACCCUACAUUGUAUUCGUUACAGACUGUGACUGUGGAUUACGAUGUAUUUACUCUUAAUACCUACCUUUAAAUAUAUACUGAAAAUCUAUAUUUUUAACAAAUUUAAUUUUAAAAAUAUACCUACUUAUUGAAAUUCCUAAAGAUUAAAAAAUAAAUUUUUAAUAUUUAUGUGUAUAGUAGUAUUUACUGCGAGGUGAUUCUAAAAAUAACAGGCGCUUAUAAUUUUAUUAUUUCCACAAAACCAUGCAGAGAAUAUAUUAUUUACUGUCCAUAAAUUUAAUAAUAAUCUAUAACUGGUGUAUACAUAAAAACAGUAAUAAGUAAACAGUAUGUUUCAGGCAUUUUGAAUCCGACUCAAUGUAUGUAAAAUAAAUGUUGUUUU
Parnassius mnemosyne (clouded apollo) is the source of this 6423-nucleotide messenger RNA. The record is from the annotation of a GenBank genome assembly. NCBI's taxonomy places the organism in Eukaryota, Metazoa, Arthropoda, Insecta, Lepidoptera, Papilionidae.